Suillus bovinus is the source of this 501-nucleotide messenger RNA. RefSeq lists its product as uncharacterized. The record is from RefSeq and is a predicted model, not a curated record. Lineage: Eukaryota; Fungi; Basidiomycota; Agaricomycetes; Boletales; Suillaceae. The coding region runs from base 1 to 501 and encodes 166 amino acids. The transcript has 4 exons.
AUGCCUUCGGCAGCAAAGUGCCCUCCCAUCCUCACUGUCCUAGGCUCGGCAAAGUACCCUCCCAUCCUCACUGUCCUGGGCUCAAAGUGCCCUCCCGUCCUCACUGUCCUGGGGCUUCCAUCUCGGCCUUCUCAGCCUCUCUGGACACCAUCCCCGACCUCUUCUUAUGCUGCUGCCAUCACCAUCCUGCGCUCCCAGCCUCUGGCAUGUCAUUGUCAGUGCCCUCACUGUCCUGGGGUUGGCAAAGGUGCGCAUUUCCCCGUAGCUGGGUUCUCACACCCCUUGCUCCUGCUCAUUGUCAUUGUCAGUGCCCUCCCAUCCUCCUCAUUGUCCUGGGGCCCCCAUCUCGGCCUUCUCAGCCGCCUCUUCCUUCCAGCGUCCCCCAAUGUUGUCAACAGUGCUCUCUUGGCCCAUUUUACUCCUGUGUCAAGCAGGAUCUCUCGGAUUUUGUUCAUUCUCAUCGGUUGCCGUUCUUCGUAUAAUGAGUCUACAUACAAUUAA